Diatraea saccharalis (sugarcane borer) is the source of this 780-nucleotide messenger RNA. Lineage: Eukaryota; Metazoa; Arthropoda; Insecta; Lepidoptera; Crambidae. The record is from the annotation of a GenBank genome assembly.
AUGCUAUCACGUCGCGCACUUUCGGAUGUAUGGUCGGGAGGUGCGGGCGCCGGUGGUGCAGGGGCAGCGCGCACUGAACGUUUCCUACACGUGGGGCAAGCGCUCAAGCUGGAUGCAGUACUGAGGGGAGAUGCUCCCACUAGUCUCGUUUCUACUGCUCCACUCCCAGCGACACCAGUAUGUGCCGAGCAAAUGACUGAAGGCAGACUUCUGCUAUCCACUACGUCCAACACUUAUAUUCUAGAAGGGCACUUGUUUUCUAUAGAGAGCGGCACGACCCGUGUGGUUCUGCGGUGGGAAGGCUGCGUGCGCGCAGCACGUGUAAGCGAGCGCGCCGGUCUGUUCAGAGUGGGGGCGCGCGCCAUCGGCGGUGGAUCUACUACAGGGGGCGCUGGAGGCACCGGUCUUUAUGCACUGCCUAUACAGGUAAAUUAUAUAUAAUAAAAAAUUGGCUAUCUGAAAGUCGGACUCGUGCACGAAGGGUUCCGUUCAGGAAACGAGCAAUAAAAAUCACGUUUGUUGUAUGGGAGCCCCAUUUAAUAUUAAUUUUAUUCUGACUUUUAGUAUUUGUUCUUGAAAUGGCAACAGAAAUACACCAUAGGUGAAAAUUUCAACUGUCUAACUAUCACGGUUCACGAGAUACAGCCUUAAUAAUAGGGUUCCCGUCUUACCCUUUGGGUGCGGAACCCAAAAAACUAUAGCCUCACAAAAUUUACGGGUUUGCUGCAGACGCAGUUUGAUCUCUAUUCUCUGGUCUGGUAUGGCACUGAAGAUAUAUAG